GUGAAAAACAAAAUAAGUACCAGAGAUCCUAUUGAGUCCUUUGUUCGCUAUAAAUGUUGCAAGACCAAAUUAUAUGAAUAAUUACAAAAGAUUUGGUUUCUCUGCAGCAGCCGACUGAAUCAAGCUGUUUAUUUGUUAAAGGUUUCAAGACGCGAUAUCCCCUGUUAAUUUGGUGCAUCUAUGGUACCAUGAAUGAGAUUCAUGCAUAGACAAACAGCGAAAACCUCAUUAGCCAUCUUUGUUUUUCUCGCUAUAAUCAAAGCUGCUUUUGAAUUAUACGUUCAGAUAACUUAGCAGCAUACCUGAGCACUAAGAUACUCGAGAAUGCUGGCAUGAAGAUCGCAACAAGCUGCCUAAGAAUUUCGUGUUUAUGUCUCUUUUUCGCCGGCCCCUGCUUCCUGAUCAUUGACACCCUUCUUUCAGAAUAUAAUGGCUUAUUGACGUGGAUAUAUCUUUGUCCAAAAGUCCCGCCAAACCUCUUAGGUCCAAUAUCAGUAGCGUUUAACGGCGAUGAUGUCUUGUCGAACCUCUCUUCGUUGUAUGGAGGCACCGUUCGAUUCGGAGGUUGGUGGAAGCCGAAUUGCAUUGCCAGGAAGACUGUUGCCGUUUUAAUCCCCUUCAGAAAACGUGCAGAGCAGCUCAAAGUGUUCUUGAACCACAUGCACCCGAUUCUACAAAGGCAGCUGUUAUCUUAUCGGAUAUUUGUGGUUGAACAGGCUGGAAACACGAGCUUCAACAAAGGCGCGAUAUACAACAUUGGUUUCAAUAUCUCGAUGCAGUUUGGUGAUUUUCAGUGCUACAUAUUUCAUGACAUCGACUUGCUGUCUGAAAAUGAUCAUAAUUAUUAUGGCUGCCCGAGAUCACCAAUGCAUAUGUCGCCAGCCAUUGACAAAUUCCAUUACAUGCUACCCUACUCGUCGCUUGUUGGAGGAGUGCAAGCCAUCUCGAAGACAGAUUAUAUCAAAAUUAAUGGAUAUUCGAACAAAUUUUAUGGUUGGGGUGGGGAGGAUGAUAAUUUGUAUCAAAGAUUUGUUGCAAAAGGAUUGAGAGUGACUAGGCCAAAUAUGGCCGUUGGUCGAUACAAGAUGAACAAAGGCCAUCAUUUUCGCAGCGAUCGCAGAAACCCUAAAAAUGAAAUAUUACUGAAAAAACGAAAACCCAGAAUUUCACUGGAUGGACUACGAAGCAUCGGCAAUCUUCAUUAUGUUGUAAAAUUUCAUUUAAGGCCUCUUUAUACACACAUAUCUAUUGAUCUGUUGAGCUGAUAUUGUUGGACCCCUUAUCAAUAAUUCUUUAUAUAUAUAUAUAUAUAUAUAUAUAAGAUGAUUUAUAUAUAAGAAGUCCGGCAAGAGGAAUGAGAUGAUCUUCGAUCAAAUGCGCUGGCGUUCAAACAAGGAGGAGCACAACACGUUGGAGCGUCUUGACCACGCCCGUUUGCGUUGAGGGGUUGAAUGACAACCAACGUUUUCCCACCAGAAGCUCCUUCAACUCAUGAUUGACAAAUGAUCGAAUAUCGUCGGACUGGGCAUUUGUUGGGCUGCCCACAAGUUUAUUUCUAGAACAUAGAACCAUUAAUCGUGACCCUAUGAAAACGAAAAAUCCUUUAGAAAAUUAAAAAUGGUAUACUUAGAUGUGUAUUUGUUUAUGUUCUCUAAAACGCUGUGAGGCAAAUGGACCGGGUGCCCCUCCUCCCAGCUGUCUAAAUCGGACAUAAUUGAGCGCAGCUUACGACCCCGGACUAAAAAUUUCAUGAUUUUGUCGGUUAAAAACAACAGGACAUUCAAUAUCCAUUAUUUAUAAACAUAUUGCUAAAUUCUUUAUAUACGCUACUUUGAACACCGAUGACAUUGAUAAUUCUGUAACAAAUUCUUUCAUGACAUAAAUUCUUUCACCGAUGACUAUCGAUAUUUCAAUGACGAUAUCUAAUUCAUAAAACAUUUAAUUAUAAUUCAAAACACAUCUCUCGACUAUUUUGAGGUUGAUAUAAAGGUUCGUUAGGCAACCAAAUGUGUUUCUGCAUUUUUUCUAACUUACAUAAUUGGCUGCCAGCUUGUCUUCAUUGCAAAUUUGUAAAACGGUUAAGUUACUCAGUGUUAAAAUAUUUGGUUUACUAAUCAUUAUGCAGUCACUAAAAUCUGUCAUAAAUCUGUUUAACCAUUUACUGACGUGUUGGCUAAUAUUUAGUCACACAUUUAUUGUGUGUUGAAAUAGCAGUUAGGAAUUCACUAUUUUUAAUGGUGGGAGAGUGGUGAUAUGCAUUCUCCAAACGUGUGGCUGGCGGCAUAAUCAAGUACAACUCUGACGUAAGUGUGUCCAAACUGGAGACAAUUCUGCAUCUACGAUGCCCAAAGGAGACAUUAAGAAUAGACGUUUAAAAUCGAUCUCGAUAGGUUUAAGGUGCGUAUAGUUCAGGCUUUGAGAUGCUUUUGUUAACCUUCUUCUUACGCAAGUUGAUUGCAAGACCUCUGCGAAAAAAGUGAAACUGGCAAUCGCAUCGAAGGGUCCAAUUAACUGUACCAUCUUCUAACAAAAUGUCAGGUUACCAUUGUCAAGGACUCCUGUCUAUUUCCACUGUAAACGCAUGGGGAAACUCAUGACAGCCACCUUCGGCCUUCCAAUAACUUAUCCGGCAAUAUCUUGCAACCAAGGGCCAAUUACUUGCAGUAUGACUGGGUACACGGGAUCACCCAGCCAUGAAAAUUGAUCACCCUCUUGCGGUAUUCUGCUGUACAAUAUAUCACAACGUUGACUCUUCAAGCAUGUCAAAGGGUGUCUCCUCGUCAGCGGAUUGCUCGCUUGACAGCUCCGCAGCGUCUGAUUCGUGGGGCUCUUCUUCUUCAGGGAUGCAGUCCGUUGAGUCAGCCACAACCUCGAUGUAAUCCUAAAAGGAUAAAAAACAUACAAUUAGAUUUGACAUUGAUGAUUGUGUAAUAUGAUUUGGCCGACGGUGUUCAUUUAAGUACUGCAUAAUCACACUAAGGCAAAUUUUACAUAAAAAUCUAUCCCUAAUGGCAUUAAUCUAAUUGGAUAACGUCGAUACCCACCAUCGAUGCGAAGCUCUCUAGGAAUUUCUCGAAUUGGUUGACGAGGCUGGUAAACGUCGGGCGGCUGUUUGCAUUCUCAUACCAGCACUUCAACAUCACUUCGUAUCUUCAAAAGAAGCAGUUGACAUUUCAAGAUUUAGGUGGAACAGAUAAGAGUACAUGAAAAGUUGACCGACGAAAACAGAGAGAACUGCCCAAAUGGAUCGUAUAUCUAUAUUUUCAUCAAUUUACAUAAAUUUUCAUCAAUUUACAUAAAUUUGUAUACCAUACAUAUUUCUUCAAUGGAGAGAUUCAUUUGCAACAACGUCUAGGCAUAGGAAACACAACCUACUUCGAUUAAAUGGUGAUAUUAGUCCUCGAAUAAGCGCCCAGGCGGUUAUUUUUGUGUCACAAGAGGGAUGCACUUAGCGCUUAUUCGAGGGGGCGCUUAUUCAAGCAUUAAGGGUAUUUGGUAUAAGAAACACCCAGCGAUCAAGUAAAUAAGAACUUGAAAUAAUAAUUAAAAUGUUUGAUGACAAAGUCGCUUAAAAAGAGCAAAAGAAUGAAAAUAGAAUUUUCUUGAAGUGAACACAAAAAUGGAUGCAAAAUUUAUAAAUAUUUUAGAGUCAAAGUAAAUAGACAGACAGCAUGAAAUGCAAACAAAAUGCAAAUAAAAAGGAAAUUAGAUUUGGGGUAUCAAUUUUGAUAAAAUUAACCAUGGUCACAAGUUUUUGGACUGAUUUUUAGCAUGGCCUUGAUUUUUGGGCAUCAUUUUUAAAAGAAAAGUAAUAUGUUUUCAUUGACUUGAUUGAGUUGUUUGCAUUUCAUAAUGUAUCUAAAUUUUGGCUUUUUGAAAAUCUAUGAACUUUUCUUCAUAUUUCAAAACGGCUAACCCCCUCAUCUGCCUAUUGAAGCUACCCUUCCCCCCUGAUUAAUCCAUAUGCUUACAUCUCUGAAGGACACCCUUGAGGCUUUUGCAUUCGAUAUCCUGACUUUAACAAGCUGAACAACUUCCCAACAGGAAUGCUUGGGUAAGGAGAGCCACCUGCAAAAAAGCACUUUGGUUGAGAAAAAAACGUAACCUGCGAGAUCACACAUUUGCUUAUCGAAAAAAUUCACACACCCUGAAACAAUUCCAAACAUAUUCAUUUCCCUUAAAAUAAAAAUUCUAAAAAUAUAUCUAAAUUGCUACCCUUUUCAAAGCGGCAUGUUUUUAUAUAGAAAUAGCUAAACUAACUUGUUUUGAGUCAGUUUGAAUACGAACACACGCAAUAUCGUGGAAAUGGAUCGAUAGAACCUUGUUUAAUCUGAGGCGGAAGAAUCCCUCAAAGUUACUUGUGAAUUGGGAAGCCGGCAUUGAGACUUUGCAACUUGGCAACUGCAAUAAGGAGAAUCAUAAAGAAUUUAUCAUCGGCAUCGCUUUAUGACCUACCUAAGGUGAAUAUCUCCCAUAAGAGAACACCAUACGCCCAUACGUCACUUUGCGUGGUAUAAACUCGAUCGAACAAUGCUUCUAUAGACAACCAUUUUAUUGGCAAUCGACCCUGGCAAUCAAACACAAUAUUAUCAACCAAAAAUAUUUUGCUUUCUGCAACAAAAACAGAACUAUAAACAGGAAACCAACAGUCAUAAAAACAAAGAUUAAACAGAAAGUUGCAUGGAAGGAAAAUGUCAUGUUUUAUUAUGACCAAUUCUAAAAUAGCAAAAAGAAUUGAAAAACCGUUGCAUUGAAAUCCAGAAAGAACAAAUGAAAGUUUAUCUAUUACACUGAUGUUUGCAAAGUGACAACCCUAGUAAGAAAGAGAAUUCUAGUUCUUUUAUAUCAAAUUAAGGCGUUGUUAACUGUCCUCCAGUGUGGUGGUAUGGUAUACGUACGUCUGUUGUUUUUCUAUAGUAAUCUGAUUCACGAACAUUCCUGGCCAACCCAAAGUCUGCGAUUUUCAUGACGAAAUCUUUACCAACCAAGACAUUUCUAGCUGCCAGAUCUCUAUGUAUGCACUGUGUGGAAAAUUAGAAGGGUUAUUUUUAUAAUGGAGAACACGAGAGGAGUUUAUAGAAAAUCAUUCGCUAUUAGCAUGAACGUAUAUAAGACAGGCAUAUGAUAAUAACAUAUUAGAAGUGGACAAUAAUUGGUAAUUUUUAGGGUGAUGAUGAUUCAUUAGAAUCAAUGAUCAUGUUGCUGAUGAUGCUUAAUGAUUGAGAGUGAUUUAUGAUCACUGAAUGACGAAGGUAAUGAACAAUAAUGACAAUAAUAUUGAUGAAGACUGAUGGUGAUUAUCAUUAUCGAUUAAUAAAGACUAAUAAUAGAAAUAAUAAAUGUUGAUGAUUAAUGAUUGUUGGAGAUGAUUAAUGAUUAUAAUGAUUCCUAUUGUGAACAAUGAAAAAAACUGUCAUUCCAAUGGUGAUAAAUGAUAACAAAAACGGUGAUUAAUUGAAGUAAUUGUUGAUGAUGAUGUCGUCAAUGAAAACUGAUAUGAAGGCAAAUAAUUACUAUUAUUACUCUCUGCUAUUUUAACGACGGAUUCUGCGAUUUUAACGACGGAUUCUGCGAUUUUAACGACAGAUUCUGCUAUUUUAACGAUUAAUUCUGAUAUUUUAACAAGAAUUUGCGAUGACGUCCUCACCUUGCGGUCUGCUAGGAAUUGCAUGCCUUUAGAAACUUGCAAUGAGAAUGAAACGAGACUCGGCAAGGUGAUUUCUGAUUCGAUACUCUCAUCUGAAGACGCAUUUAAAGGCGGCCGUCUGCUCCGUAAAUAUUGUCUUAAGUUCCCAUAUGGGGCAAAUUCAACGACGACGUACACCGAACCUGGAACAGAAUGAUCCAUUAAACAGCAAGUCUUGCACAUCAAUAUUUGCCGAAUAUUUUACGAGUUAAUAGAAUAUUCAAUGUCCAAAUAGCUAGUUCUGCAAAGGAAAUCUACUUUUAUCUUACUACCCUGGAAUAUCCUAUAGAAAUGGGAGUUGGAAGAAUAAAAAGGGGGUUGAAAAUAAGCUGUAGCCUUAGAAUUAGCGGGAGGUUGCAAUGAGCGGGGGAGAUUGUCAGCAGAGUGGGUGUAAGAAGUCAGAAAGCAACAUUGAACAAGUACCCUCUUACAUCAUGUAUGUGUCUACAGAGUCAGACAUGUUCUUUUCAAUUCAAACUAGCUUUGGUGUUUCCUGUAUUCUCUCUUUAAUCACGUUCAUUCAUUUUUUUCAUGCGGAAAACAAUGCUUCAUCGUUGCACAUAUGGCAGGCAAAUACAGCAAACAAAUUGCUAAUGAAUAACUUAAAAUUCACAUUUAAAUUCAUAAUAAAAAAAUUCAAGACAAGAUGCAAAAUGCUGACAUCGUACCAUUCUGUGUGCAACAGCCUAGGAAAUUAAUGAUGUUUCUAUGUUGGCCAAUUCGUUUCAUUGUCUCCAUUUCGGACAACAAAUCGUGCAGCUCGUGUUCCGUUGCAUCCGCUGUAAAAAAUAGGCCAUGGUACAUCUCAGUUUUAGUUGUUAUUUAUCUACAUCAAGGGAUUAAGGUAUUAUUGUACACUUUUUGUUGCUAAUAUGACAUUCACCGGGAACUAGCCUUCACAGAGGUAAGUUUAAAAUUACGCCAAAUCUAGUACACUGUAUUUAUAUUUAAAAAGUCGGUUUGGUAA
Messenger RNA from Rhopilema esculentum, 6653 nucleotides. Its product is annotated as beta-1,4-N-acetylgalactosaminyltransferase bre-4. Gene Ontology annotation, cellular component: Golgi apparatus. The record is from RefSeq and is a predicted model, not a curated record. Gene Ontology annotation, biological process: carbohydrate metabolic process. Gene Ontology annotation, molecular function: galactosyltransferase activity. NCBI's taxonomy places the organism in Eukaryota, Metazoa, Cnidaria, Scyphozoa, Rhizostomeae, Rhizostomatidae.